Molecule: messenger RNA, 2446 nt
Organism: Chinchilla lanigera (long-tailed chinchilla)
Lineage: Eukaryota; Metazoa; Chordata; Mammalia; Rodentia; Chinchillidae
Gene: Kat2a
Product: K(lysine) acetyltransferase 2A
Biological process (GO): positive regulation of transcription by RNA polymerase II; chromatin remodeling
Cellular component (GO): nucleus; histone acetyltransferase complex
Molecular function (GO): protein binding; histone H3 acetyltransferase activity
Source: RefSeq, a predicted model, not a curated record
GCCACCGAGACCUGCAAGUGCAAUGGCUGGAAGAACCCCAAGCCGCCCACCGCGCCCCGCAUGGACCUGCAGCAGCCGGCUGCCAACCUGGGCGAGCUGUGCCGCAGCUGUGAGCACCCCCUGGCUGACCACGUGUCCCACCUGGAGAACGUAUCCGAGGACGAGAUCAACCGGCUGCUGGGCAUGGUGGUGGACGUGGAGAACCUGUUCAUGUCCGUGCACAAGGAGGAGGACACCGACACCAAGCAGGUGUAUUUCUACCUCUUCAAGCUCCUGAGGAAAUGCAUCUUGCAGAUGACCCGGCCCGUGGUGGAGGGGUCACUGGGCAGCCCCCCAUUUGAGAAGCCUAACAUUGAGCAGGGUGUGCUCAACUUCGUGCAGUACAAGUUCAGCCACCUGGCUCCCCGGGAGCGCCAGACCAUGUUUGAGCUCUCAAAGAUGUUCUUGCUCUGCCUCAACUACUGGAAGCUGGAGACGCCCGCCCAGUUCCGGCAGAGGUCUCAGUCAGAGGACGUGGCCGCCUACAAGGUCAACUACACCAGGUGGUUGUGUUACUGCCACGUACCCCAGAGCUGUGACAGCCUCCCUCGCUACGAAACCACCCACGUCUUCGGGCGCAGCCUGCUUCGGUCCAUCUUCACCGUCACACGCCGGCAGCUGCUGGAAAAGUUCCGAGUGGAGAAGGACAAGCUGGUGCCUGAGAAGAGGACCCUCAUCCUCACCCACUUCCCCAAGUUUCUGUCCAUGCUGGAGGAGGAGAUCUAUGGGGCAAACUCACCCAUCUGGGAGUCAGGCUUCACCAUGCCACCCUCGGAGGGGACACAGCUGGUGCCCAGGCCAGCCACGGUCAGCGCUGCAGUGGUUCCCAGCACCCCGAUCUUCAGCCCCACCAUGGGAGGGGGCAGCAACAGCUCCCUGAGUCUAGACGCCACGGGAGCUGAGCCCAUGCCGGGAGAGAAGAGGAAGCUGCCGGAGAACCUGACCCUGGAGGACGCCAAGCGGCUGCGCGUGAUGGGUGACAUCCCCAUGGAGCUGGUCAACGAAGUCAUGCUGACCAUCACUGACCCCGCCGCCAUGCUGGGCCCCGAGACCAGCCUGCUGUCGGCCAACGCAGCGCGCGAUGAGACGGCCCGCCUGGAGGAGCGGCGCGGCAUCAUCGAGUUCCACGUCAUCGGCAACUCACUGGCGCCCAAGGCCAACCGGCGGGUGCUGCUGUGGCUCGUGGGGCUGCAGAACGUCUUCUCGCACCAGCUGCCUCGCAUGCCCAAGGAGUACAUCGCCCGCCUCGUCUUCGACCCGAAGCACAAAACGCUGGCCCUGAUCAAGGACGGGCGCGUCAUCGGUGGGAUCUGCUUCCGCAUGUUCCCCACCCAGGGUUUCACCGAAAUUGUCUUCUGCGCUGUCACCUCCAAUGAGCAGGUCAAGGGCUACGGCACGCACCUGAUGAACCACCUGAAGGAGUACCACAUCAAGCACGGCAUUCUCUACUUCCUCACCUACGCCGACGAGUACGCCAUCGGCUACUUCAAGAAGCAGGGCUUCUCCAAGGACAUCAAGGUCCCCAAGAGCCGCUACCUGGGCUACAUCAAGGACUACGAGGGGGCCACGCUGAUGGAGUGCGAGCUGAAUCCCCGGAUCCCCUACACGGAGCUGUCGCACAUCAUCAAGAAGCAGAAGGAGAUCAUCAAGAAGCUGAUCGAGCGUAAACAGGCCCAGAUCCGUAAGGUCUACCCAGGGCUCAGCUGCUUCAAGGAGGGCGUGCGGCAGAUCCCUGUGGAGAGCGUCCCCGGCAUCCGCGAGACUGGCUGGAAGCCGCUGGGGAAGGAGAAGGGCAAGGAGCUCAAGGACCCCGACCAGCUGUACGCGACCCUCAAAAACCUGCUGGCCCAGAUCAAGUCGCACCCCAGCGCCUGGCCCUUCAUGGAGCCCGUGAAGAAAUCGGAGGCCCCGGACUACUACGAGGUCAUCCGCUUCCCCAUCGACCUGAAGACCAUGACGGAGCGGCUGCGCAGCCGCUACUACGUGACCCGAAAGCUCUUCGUGGCCGACCUGCAGCGGGUCAUCGCCAACUGCCGCGAGUACAACCCGCCGGACAGCGAGUACUGCCGCUGCGCCAGCGCGCUGGAGAAGUUCUUCUACUUCAAGCUCAAGGAGGGCGGGCUCAUCGACAAGUAGCCCAGACUCGGCGGGAGGACGCACUCUGCCUGGCCCUGGCGGCCCCGGCCCCUCAGCCACGGAACCUUGGGGUCCCGGUCUGGUGGCCUUGCCCCCGAGGGCCACGACUGUUCUUGUCACUUCAGCAAGUGACUUCAGGCUCCAACCCCGCGAGCCCGGCUGCAGGGGCUGUGGCUGGCCCUGCGCUGCCCUGUGGUCUGUCCCCCAGGCCGAGGGUGUGGGGACCACUCAGUAACCCUCCAAGGGAACAAUAAAGCUCUGUGUUUUUUCC